Molecule: messenger RNA, 876 nt
Organism: Colletotrichum aenigma
Lineage: Eukaryota; Fungi; Ascomycota; Sordariomycetes; Glomerellales; Glomerellaceae
Product: Extracellular metalloprotease
Exons: 3
Coding region: 1-876 (291 amino acids)
Molecular function (GO): metallopeptidase activity
Source: RefSeq, a predicted model, not a curated record
AUGAAGUUCCCCCGCGCCACCGCUGUUCUGCUUUCGCUCGGCGCAUCGCUGGCGUUGGGUAAACUCCAAUGCGUCAACGACGACACCCUCGCCGCGGCCGAGCUCCCUCAGAUCUCGCUGCCGACACACGUGAAGCGGCAAGAUGUGCCAAAGGAGGUUGACGUCUACUUCCACGUCGCCAGCACCGAGGCCAACCAGGACAGAAUCAGCGACGCCACCGUCGACGCCCAGUUCGAAGUCCUGCACUCAACCUACCUCCGCCACGGCUUCUCCCUUAACCUCGUCAACGUAUCCCGCGUCGUCGACGACGUCGCCGGCAAGGGCUUCUACGACGACGAGGGCAUCGGCAUCCCCGACUACGACGCCUACGUCGCCUGGCGCACCGCCACCCGCCGCGGCGCCUACGACGCCCUCAACGUCUACUUCUUCAGCGACCUGAACGAGGGCAUCGGCGGGUACUGCAACCUCGCGGGCGUCGUGCAGGACGGCAGCCAGCAGUUCUAUCUGGACGGGUGCUGGGUCAACGGCGACAGCAUGCCGGGCAUGGUCCCCCGCAGCAGCGCCGGGAACGAGACGGUGGUCCCGAACAAGGGGCACAUUGCGAUCCACGAGGUCGGGCACUGGUUUGGGCUGUUUCACACGUUCCAUGGCCGGUAUUGCGACGGGAUCAAUGAUCAGGUGGCGGAUACGCCGGCGCAGGCGGGCGCGAGCUCGGGGUGUCCUGUGGGCAGGGACUCGUGCCCGGAUGCGCCUGGGCUGGAUCCGAUUCAUAACUUUAUGGAUUACUCUGACGAUACUUGCACGACGGAGUUCACCCCGGGACAGGAGGAGAGGAUGCACCAGCAGUUUGACGUUUAUCGCAGGUGGCAGGGAUAG